GAUGGUACAGAAGAUGUUCACGAGCUCACAAAAGGCAACAGAAACUUUAAUCCUCUGAUACUGUUCAUACCUGCAAUGUGUGAUAUGACUGCAACAUCUAUAAUGUAUAUCGGGUUGAAUCUAACUUACGCUUCAAGCUUUCAAAUGUUCAGAGGUUCGGUCAUAGUUUUUGUUGGACUAUUGAGCACAGGAUUUUUAGACAGAAUACUGAAAAAACGAGAAUGGACUGGAAUAUUUUUUGUUAUUGUUGGACUUGCAAUAGUAGGAGUUGCUGAUUUCAUUUCAAAAGACAGCAAUGCUGACAGUCGAGGAAGAAACGAUAUCAUUACUGGUGAUAUGUUGAUUGUUAUUGCUCAGAUAAUUCAAUCGAUUCAGAUGGUCGUUGAGGAGAAAUUUGUUUCUGGACAAGACAUCCCACCAUUGCAAGCAGUUGGGUGGGAAGGAUUAUUUGGAUUUGUUGUUCUCGGUUUACUACAAAUUCCAUUUUAUUUUAUUCGCGCCGGACCUCCUGUAACUCAAAAUGUUGGUGACCGCUUAGAGGAUGCUAUUGAUGCUUUUGUACAAAUUGGACACAGUUGGCAACUCACAGUGGCAGUAUUAGGAACCAUCACGUCAAUUGCAUUUUUCAAUUUUGCUGGAAUAAGCGUUACCAAAGAGUUAUCUGCCACUACUAGAAUGGUACUUGACAGCGUGAGAACAAUAGUAAUAUGGAUAUUCAGCCUUGCAUUUUUAGGACAAAAGUUCCAUUGGCUCCAGCUUCUCGGGUUUGCUCUACUAUUAAUUGGAAUGUGCGUUUAUAAUGGAAUAACUUUUGCGACAACCUUCAUCAAAAUAAGGGCAUUCAUGAAUAGAAGAUACAACAGGAUGGAGGAAGAAGUGAUAGAAAAUAGAAAUGCAGGUGACCCUGAGUCCUAAUGUUUUCUGAUCUGAGUUGUAUAUACACAGGUUACUAUACUGAAAUAUAUAUUGAUAAAACUAAGACUUAUCGACUGUGAAUAGAGAAAACAUUCGAAUUUUCUGUUAUUGUUUAAUAGUUGAUGAUAUUUUUACUAUUGUGAUGUAUUAUUAGACAUAAUUAUGGUCAAAAUAAUAAAUGAGUUGAAUACGAAAAA
This is a messenger RNA of Leptinotarsa decemlineata (Colorado potato beetle), 1112 nucleotides long. RefSeq names its product Transport and Golgi organization 9 (gene Tango9). Lineage: Eukaryota; Metazoa; Arthropoda; Insecta; Coleoptera; Chrysomelidae. Gene Ontology annotation, cellular component: membrane; intracellular membrane-bounded organelle. The record is from RefSeq and is a predicted model, not a curated record.